Messenger RNA from Homarus americanus (American lobster), 2620 nucleotides. RefSeq lists its product as uncharacterized. Bases 166 to 1686 code for a protein of 506 amino acids. NCBI's taxonomy places the organism in Eukaryota, Metazoa, Arthropoda, Malacostraca, Decapoda, Nephropidae. The transcript has 4 exons. The record is from RefSeq and is a predicted model, not a curated record.
AUCAGCUGAGAGGAGUGAGCAGAGCCCCCUCAGUCACAACAGCAGCGGCGAGGAGAGGAGAGAGAGAGAGAGAGGAAGGGAUCGAGAGUGUCAGCUGAGAGGCGACCACCACCACCACCUGCUCCCCGCACCUCUUUGUUUUGGGUCAUCCUCUCUCUCAUCAGGAUGGAGGAGGCGGAGCUGGGGUGCUGCGUGUGUCAGGAGCGAUACGAUGAGACCCGUAACCCCAGGAACCUAGGGUGUGGUCACUCGGUGUGCACCCCGUGUGUGCAGGAGAUCAUCAACAGGAACCGUAAAUGUCCAGAGUGCCGCCGACCCUUCUACGCCGCCACGGCCUCCUCCCUCCCCGUCAACUAUCCGCUUCUCAGGCUCUCUAGAACCCUGGCGGCCAUCAAUCUUCAGCGUGAACAAGCAGUGGCUUCCCCUACCACGAGCGGCACAUGCAUCUUGGGGCAAUCUGAUGCCGGGGAGUGCGCCGCCCACUUGUCUCGCAUGGUGCUGCGGUGUAUUACAUGUAAAGUGUGGGUGUGUCAGGAGUGUCUGGUGAUGGAUCACGUCGUCCCCCCAGACGGCACCUGUCACAUCCUGCCCGUCGACCAGGCCCUGGAGGAGAUGAAGAAGACUCACAUGGAGAACAUAUCCACCAUGUUCCUUACCCUUCAAGAACUUAAGAAUGAGGUGGCCAAUCAAAUUUCACAGCUAGAGAACAACAAAAGGGUUCAUGACGACACAGUCGCCAGUCUUCGGCCAAUUGUACAAGGUGAGCUUGACGUUGUACAGGACCUGGAAGCCAAGAAGAAAGAAGCGAUGGACAAAAUAUCAGAAGUUGACUGCUGGGUGGAAUCACUGAGAGAGACUGAGGGAUGUAUCGUGGACGCUGCAACAGUGAGGGAGUUGGCCAACGCCAAGCUGGCGGCGCGGGACUGUCUGGCCAACGUGGAAGCUCGUGUUCAGCAGGAGAGGGAACGACAGGCAACUUUCCGCAAGACCAUGCCGAGGUUCGGCCCCCAGAACCUGAAAGGAGUGUUGCAGAUGGCCAAGACGAUGUACGUGGUGCACGAGGGUGGUGACGUCGAGCGGCGGUGGGCGAGAGUGAGUGUCCACGACUGUCUCCUCCACCUUCACGUCCUCCACCACACCCCACCUCCCUCACCAGCACUCAUCUUCUCCUACUCAAGUUUGCGGACGCUGGUGCCACACGAGUCGCCAUCGGCCUUCCUGGACUUGGGAUGGGAGGGCCACACCCACGGGCGCGUAUACCUCCGCAUGCUAGGAGACACCACUCGUGGCCACCAGUUCCUGCUCCUGUGCUCGGGGGAGAAGGGUCCUUCCUACUCCAAGACGCGGUUCUUCCAUGCUGACAGGAUAGGGGAGAAAGGCGAGAUCAUACGAGGAGGCGACUACGAGAAUAAUGACGGCACAGGUGGCGCUGGACUCGUAGAGGGAGUGACCAAUGGCGGAGUGUACCAUACGGAGGCUGUACCGGGGCUGUUGGUGGGGGCCCACGCUAACCAGAUAGGGAGACUAGGGGUGUUUGGCAUCAUUCUCAGUGCCUGGCCACUCAACAAGACCGACACGGGCUUCGGUGUUGUCACUAGCGGCCUGGGUACUCUCAGGUCAGCUGCCAGACACACACCCAUCACCGACGUCACGGUCGAAAACUGCGGUCUUGUAAUUCCAAUCUAGCCGUCGGUGUCUAUUAACACGGACUAAUAAUGUCACUGUGAUGAACACACGGCCAGGACGGAAGAACAAGGCUGCUGUAUUCAGUGAGACGAUUAGAAAAACUGAAUUGUGAUCUCUGUUCAAAACUGUUGGCACAAGACUGAGUUGUGGGUAUUUUACCUGGACUAAUAAUGAGACUCAACCCGCUACACUACCGAAACUGGGUAAGGAGGGAUUAGGCUAAUCAGUUCACUCCCGUUAAUCUUUGCCUUAUAGAGAGCUUUUUUAUAUUGUUAAUUUAUAAUGAAAAAAGUCGAUCUCCAUAAAAUAAUCACAUUUAAUGACUCGCAAAUAAAUGUCAGAAUUUGCCAAGUGUAGAAGGAAUUUUGGAUAGAAUUUAACUGUACAGAGAAAUAUCGAGUCCCCUUUGUUAUUAUUCUAAUAAUUUUUCUUGCAUUUAUGACAAGUAUUUUAGUUCUUAUUUAUCUACUUAUAACCUAUCAUCUUACUUUGUUAUUGGUUUCAUUAUUAUUAUCUAUUAUCAAAUUAUUAUUCAUAUUUUUAUUACCAAUAUUACUGUAUUGUUAUUUACUUUGUACAGGCUAAUGCGUAAUAGAAGACAGACUAACUGACAAACAGGUUAGGAAACUGACAGGUGGCGAAGAGAGUAUGUUAAUAAUUAGGUUGGCGCCAACUGAAAAACACACCUGCUGAGUGGUAUUAAUGAUACUACAGUAAAGACGUACGUACACAACACAGUAUUAUCCCAUCGAGAUAUUAAGACAUUCAUCGCUAUUUUAUUUUGUAUUUUCUAGAUAUUCAAAAGUACAAUACCGCUGGGUACUGUAAUGCGCAGAUAUCAAAAUACAAGUGUAUUAAUCAUUACUUCUGUUACUGACCUUCACUAAUACACCAUUUUGCUCACUAGUUAAGUCAAAUAAAAUAUUAUAACUAA